CUUUCUUGGAGUUGGAGAAGUCUCGAGAGCCGGACCUGGAUCGGGAUGUAGAUCGAGACCUGGAUCAAGAACUGGGACAGGCCCCACCUAGCGGUGUAGAGUCCUCGCGGUCCGUGCUGAACCAGCGUCUCUUGAAUAUGCCAGCAGUUUGUGGUGUGCUGUGUUGGUGCGACAGCCACGACCAGCCCUUUUGAGGGACGCGUUUGAGUUUUUUGGUGCACUUCCAUGUCGCCGUGGGAUGGCGUCCGCCACACAGGGCACAUUCCGGAUCGCAAGUGUGGUCCUCAGGAAAGCGGACUUCGAGGCAGCGGCAAUGACACCUAGAAAGCCUUACACUCAACUCAUUGAUGGCUUACCCCGAGAUCCUAAUUACGACGCCGAGUUAUUCCGGUCCAGCAUGAAUUUCCGGGCUGAGAGUGGGGACUUGGUCUUGCACACCUACCCGAAGAGUGGUACGCACCUGCUGCUGUACAUCACGCAGUGCAUUCUUAACAAAGGCGAAGGAGCCCGCACCUACGAAGAAUUUGCACAGAACACGCGAUUGCUAGGAGGCAUGGAUUUCGCCGACUGGCGACCAUCUCUUCCCCUGCGCCUUUUCUCGACUCACCUACCACCCCAAAGGAGCAACAUUAAUGCGCGGGCGAAAUACGUCUACUUGGCUCGGAACCCGUGGGACGUUUGCGUUUCCCUCUUUCACAUGGUAACGGACUUUAGCACGUACCGGUUUCAAGACGGCACGUUCGAUGAGUUCUUCGACGAUUUUCUGGAAGGUGACGCUGCUGGUCAUGGCUGUUACUUCGACCACGUGGCGUCCGGGCACGCCCUGAGGCAGGAACCAAACGUCCUGUUUGUCACCUACGAGGAACUCCUCAGAGACACUCGGGCGGUUGUCAUGACGCUGGCUCGGUUUCUUGGCGAAGAAUAUGCUGCAGAUUUACAAGCUAAUGACUCCAUAUUUCAAAAGAUUCUCGCAAGUUCCACCCCGGAUAAUAUGAGACGCAUCCUCGUUCUCGAUUUCAGCAGACCGUCAAGUGCAUUGUUUACAGGCGAGUCGCGUCACGGAAAGGUGAAAUUCAAGGUCGGUUACGAAAGUGACUCGCAGAAGUACAGUUUCGUGAGGAAAGGCGCUAUCGGAAGUUGGAAAGAUCAUUUUUCUCCGGACCAGUUGCGUCGAAUGGAGUCUGCGAUACAGCAGGUCGAAAAGAAAACGUCUGUAAUGGAGCUCUGGAGGGACGCAAGAAAAGAAGCUAUCGCAGUCGCUGAAACCGACAAAAGAGAAAAAUUGCAAUCUGAAGGGGAUCGUGUUGAAUAAGUUGGAUGUCAUGGUUCAAAAUCUACACGCACAAAUACCUGAAUGCAACCAACAGUAUACAUAACUCAUUGCAGAUAUAUUAGCGUAGUUGUGUUUAAAGUCGAACUCAGCAAUUAAUGUCUCUGUUUGUGAUCUUUUGUCUGGAUCUGUUCCCGAGUAAGACCCCGUUGGUGAAUUUUAGAGUGUAUAAUUACUUUAGAUUGUUUAUGUAGGCCAAGGCAUAAAGACACGGACCGGCCAGCUUGUCGAAGUAAGAAACGUAAAUAUACGUGUAAUCUAAAAAACGUUGAGCAGAAAAACAUAAAAAUCAAUAAAAAUAAACGUAACAAAGCCACUGCCUAGGUCUGUUAAUGCUAUGCCACCAGCUUUAAACAUGGUCAGCCUUCUCACAAGCAAAUUACACCAAGCACCCGGCACGAAGCACACGUGCGCCUGCCUUGGCUGCUUCGCCCUACAUCCAUCGUGGAUGUUCGCACAUUUCUCCAAUCUUGUCAGAAGACACGCAACUAUUCUGAAGAUAUUUAUACCACGUACACCAAUACUUUCUCCUCACACCAGUGGUAAAAAGUUACAAGGCAUGCUUGUAAAUUUUAAUAAAUCAGGCUUGAUUUCCAGUUACGGCAGUAAGCCAUCCUUUCUCUUCUAAUGACAGUCAGAACCACCACGUAGCGCUCAUUGCUGUACGCAUACCUUGAAGUAGCAUGGAGUAUUUAGUGUGCUUGUAUACAAUUGUAGGGAAGUUGGCACGACUCUUCUAAAUCAUGUUCCUUGAAAUAAACUAUGAUAUUUAUUAUGUGUUUGGAUAACCUAUAUAAUAUAUGUCUCACCAGUGAUACUUGGUUUCCUUGUAUUACUGAGGAGCUUGCAAUUAUAAUACCUUAAUUAUCAGAAUUCCAAUUUUUGCCGUGACUAUAUAUAGUUUCAAAGGCUUGGAAUGAGGUUUCGCCAUGCCAAUGCGAGUAUGUGCCAUGGUGGGAAAAAGAAUAGGGCUGUUUGGCUGCUCGUGCUCUAACGUUCGGUAUGGCUCGACGUCCAGUGCAGCUGCUGCCGUGAACAAACGUUGUGGUUGUUCAGCAAUCACGUGACAUUUUCUGGUGGAGGUGCGGGGUAAACUUACUGCUUUGCGUCCACCUGCAAAAUCAAGCAGACCCCAACCGUGAAGCACCACAUUAUAACGCACCCUACCGAACGUCCUAUAUGGCAGCACGUCUACCACGUGUCACUAAAACAACAAGAUGCAAUACGUUUUCAGGUGAAACAGGUGCUCGACGACGACGUCAUCCAACCCUCGAACAGUCCAUGGGCUUCACCCGUCGUACUUGUUAAAAAGAAAGACG
Rhipicephalus microplus (southern cattle tick) is the source of this 2649-nucleotide messenger RNA. Its product is annotated as sulfotransferase 2A8. NCBI's taxonomy places the organism in Eukaryota, Metazoa, Arthropoda, Arachnida, Ixodida, Ixodidae. The record is from RefSeq and is a predicted model, not a curated record. Gene Ontology annotation, molecular function: sulfotransferase activity.